Phialemonium atrogriseum is the source of this 3666-nucleotide messenger RNA. RefSeq names its product 10 TM acyl transferase domain found in Cas1p-domain-containing protein. The transcript has 4 exons. The record is from RefSeq and is a predicted model, not a curated record. NCBI's taxonomy places the organism in Eukaryota, Fungi, Ascomycota, Sordariomycetes, Cephalothecales, Cephalothecaceae. The coding region runs from base 1 to 3666 and encodes 1221 amino acids.
AUGUCUCGUAGCACUUUCUAUGCUCAGCAGACGCUGAACCUCCACAACAAAUACGGCCUCUCGCAAAAUGCAAAAAUCCUCUUGAAAGCUCUGGAUGACCAUAAAUUUGGUCGUAUCGACCAGAAGGAGUUGGGACGGAUUGUUCGUCUAUCCAAUAGUAUGAGGAAGGCCAUCACAGACACUAUCACCAAAUGUGCCCGAAUCAUGGGCACCAAGGAAGGAGAGGUGAAGCACUGCGUUGAGAUCAUCCAAUCUUGCACAGAGAUCCUGGCCAUCGCUGAUCAGCCGCCACCGAUGGAGGAGUUUCCUUUGCUGAAACUUCCCACCGAGGUCCGCCAAAACAUUUACAAGCAGUAUCUGCGUAUGGCCACCCGGAAGAAGGACAGGAUCCUUGUGGGACACAGGAAGAAGAGCACCUGCUCAUGCGCUGGCCAUGAGCCUUCUCAAUUCCCGUUCCAGGCCCUCAAGUUGGCACUGGCACAAGCAUCCCGACAAGUCCGCGAUGAGUUCCUCCCAUAUUUCUAUGCGAAGAACACCUUCUACUUCCCAUGUGCAUGCGAUAUGCUGGAGAACCUGAAAGCCAACAAGAUGCUGCAACACCACAUCAGGGCUGUCAGAGUGCACUGGAAUGGCCCAGUCUCUGACACUGCCUUUACGGCUCUUGGCAAGUGCCCCAGGCUAGAGGAGCUCUAUCUCAUCAUCUCAAAGGCGACCACCAACAACUUGACACCGCGAGAAACGGAGAUGCUGAGCUACUUCACGGCACAGAAGCCAGCUCGCAUCUCAGAUUCCCUUGGCCUGGACGAGCUCAUCCAGAUCCGUGGCCUCAACACCGUCGUGGUUGGUCAUAUCCUCCUCAGGCAGGGCUCGCGACGGUCAGACGAGGACAGGGCAAACCUACAAGCCCUUCUCAGGGGAAAGUUGACGCUGCCUAAGGAUGACAAGACUGACUGGGACUAUGACGAUGCGACGAUGUCGCGUUUCGGCCAUGCUAAUUGGGCUGAGCGGAUUGCCCGAAUUUCCGCCUUCCUACUUCUGGCCGUCGUCGCGUUGCAGUACAUAGUCUCGGGCCGCGAUGACCCGUACAGAUGCAAGGCCCUCCUAACCGACGGCUCGUGGCCGCCCCAGGAUGACACCCAGGGCCAUAGACUGUUUGGGAAGUGGGAGCCCGACACCUGCCGCAUGCACGAGUACUCGCGCGACCAGUUCCGCGACUGUGUCGGCGGCCGCAGGCUCGUCUUCGCGGGGGACUCGACGACCCGCCAGGUCUUCUGGGCGGCGGCGCAGCGCCUGGACCACAAGAAGGCCGAGGUCGAGUACCUCGACCUCUUCGUCUCGGACAACCCGCAGCGCGACAUCUCAUUCGAGGCCGAGGGCGUCCAGCUCCAGUUCGUCUGGGAUCCGUGGCUGAACUCGACCACGCUCUUCACGCAGCUGGACCUGCUCCGCCGCGCCCAGGCCUGGGCGGAUGGGGGCACGUCCAAGGACGUCGGCGAGGACGAACCCGCCCUGGUGGUCAUGGGCGCUCCGGGACUGUUUUCCGCCCGUCACGGGGGCGACUCGUACCUCGACAUCUUCAAGCACAGCCUCGACGGGGUUAUGCGGUACCUGACCCAACCCCUCGGCCCAGGCGCCCUCGUGCCCAAGGAGUAUCGGGAACUGGAAAACCAGAUACUUCUGGCUCCCGUCCCGAUCCCGUCUUAUCAGAAGCUAACGGCGGAGCGCCGGGCGACGCUCACCCCACAGCGUCUGGAUCGGAUGAAUGAGUACUUGAGGGAGCUUCCUGAACCCGCCAGCUCUCGUGUCAUGUGGGCCUAUAACCAGAUGACUGACCACGUCGGAAUGGCUUUUGAUCAGAACGGGAUGCACGUCAACGAGGGCCUGGCUGAGCGGAGGAUCGACGUGGUGCUGAACGUCCGGUGCAACGCCGGGCUCGUAAAGCAUGGGUUUGCCAACAAGAGGACAUGCUGUGUGGGAUAUCCGCCACUCGCGACGACACAGGCACUCCUGCUCUUGACUGCAGCCUCCAUCAUCCCGGCGCUCAUGUGGGCAAGGCGCAGGAACCUUCGCAGCAUUGUUCCGUACCUGCCUUCGCAGUCGACGCUCAGCGCGUCCUUAACCCUCUUGGGCUGUGCCAUGUAUUGCUACUUCACCGAUCGGACCCAUGCGCUAGUGCAGGCCGAGAAACACUUCAGCGAGUUCACCCUUGCGGCUCUCUGGGCCGGGAUCUUCACGCUGAGUGUCUGCUCCCUCCGACGGACCACUGGUGGUUCCAAACCAGGUCCAUCGAAAGGGGGACUCGGGCCGAGCGAGGCUGAAGUCGGCUUCCUCUCUCGCCCGCAAUCCGAGGAGUGGAAGGGGUUGAUGCAGACCGGCCUCCUACUCAUGAGUUCCCAACAGACGUCGGGGUAUUUGUCACUGCAUAAGAUCACGCGCCUCUUCGCCGCGUGCUACAUCUUCAUGUCUACAUAUGGCCAUGCGAGGUACUUCCUAAGGACCGGCGACUUCAGCUUCCGCCGCGUCGCGGCGGUCUUGUUUCGCCUGAAUUUCAUGAGCUGCCUGCUCUCCCUGGUGCUGAAGUCGGACUGGACCGUCUACGCCUUCCCCUGGCUGAUAUCCUUCUGGUUCUUGGUCACCUUCGCCACAUUCAGGGUCCUCGUGCGGUUCGGCGACAGGCCAGAGCUGGACCUCGCCAAGUUCCUGGCCGUUGGCGUAGCCACCAAUAUUCUCCUCGUCGUGCCCGGCACCGUCGAGGCCUGCGUCCUGGUCUUCAGGAUUCUGGGGCGAGUCUCCCUUGAUGCCGCAGUUGUCAGGCGCCAGAUAUCCACGGACAGCGUCAUACCUUUCCUGGGGAUGCUCGUCGCUUGGGUGGCGCACCGCGUCUCGACGCUCAAGACAAGCCAAGCGGGAUCACGGCCCUCCAACGCCGUCGACAAGGUCCUCGCGGCGAUCUUCUUCCCCGACCGGUCCACGCCGCCGCUGCAGCCCAUCGUCGCCGCGCUCUCCCUCGCCUGCCUCCUCCUCUUCUUCUACGCCACCCAGCUCUCCUCCCGAUACCCGGACGUCGCCGCCUACGACAGGGCCCACGCCUACAUCUCCCCCGCGGCGGCCCUGGCGUACGCCGUGCUGAGGAACUGCCACAGGACGCCCCGGAACAUGCACAUGCUCCUGGCCUCGCCCCUGGGCCGGAUGGCCCUGGAGGCGUACCUGCUCCAGCACCACGCCUGGCUCGCCGGCGACGGCACGGGUCUGCUCAGGACGGGCCUGACGGGCCGGGCGGGUGGCGGCGGGGGCGGCGGGUGGUUCUCGCGCCUGGGCCGCGGCUCCGAGACCGUCCUCCUCACCGCCACGUUCCUCUGCCUGAGCUGGCUGGCGCACGAGGCCACGCGAAGGCUCGCCGCGGCGGUGUUCGGGGAGGGUUCGGCCGCGGCUGCGGCUGCCGCCCCAGGGAGCGGCUUGGAGGAUGGGAUCAAGGAGGGCUAUUACGAGGCCGGGCCGAUGGCCAGCGUCGCGGGUGGCCCGGCUCGACAGGCGGCGGAGAAGGAUGGCUCGCUCGGAAGCGCCGAGCGGGUCGGGAGCCGUGGGCCGGCUUGGCUGUCGCAGUCCCGGGCGCGGGCGGGUGUGCUGGUGGUGCUGCUCUGGUUGGGCAAUGUCUUUAACGGCUAG